AUGGAAUCGCUGUUGUUGAAGCUGAGGAUCGGAGUGGACAGAUGGUUAGGGUGUUGGUUAUGGUUCCGUAUCCGUGGAUGUGUUGGGGGGAUAUGUUGGUGGGGGAGUAGAUGGCGUAGAGAGGUUUGGUGGGGUGGAGGGGAGGAGAUUCCGACGAGGAUGGAGAUGAAGGGGACGGAUAUUUGGGCCUUGGGUGUAAGUUUGUUGGGGAAUGGUGUUGAUGGGUGA
Messenger RNA from Sclerotinia sclerotiorum 1980 UF-70, 228 nucleotides. RefSeq lists its product with no specific name. The transcript has a single exon. The record is from RefSeq and is a predicted model, not a curated record. NCBI's taxonomy places the organism in Eukaryota, Fungi, Ascomycota, Leotiomycetes, Helotiales, Sclerotiniaceae. Bases 1 to 228 code for a protein of 75 amino acids.